This is a messenger RNA of Prorocentrum cordatum, 381 nucleotides long. NCBI's taxonomy places the organism in Eukaryota, Dinophyceae, Prorocentrales, Prorocentraceae. The record is from the annotation of a GenBank genome assembly.
AUGCUUUUCGUGGAGAAGCAGAAGCGCGAGGAUCGGGCCAGGGAGUCCCAACUCCUGCACCUGCUGAACGCCAUCGACGACAAUCACGACAACAUCAUAACCUUCCAGGAAUUCUGCGACUGCCUGGAGCGGCAAGAUAUCAUCGAUUAUUUUUCUGCGUUGCACGUCGACAUCGAAGACGCCAAACAGUUUUUCCCGCUGUUGGACGAGGACGGCUGCGGGCAGGUAGAUCUCAUCCAGUUCGUGACGGGGAUGGAGAAAUUGCGGGGGGAGGCCAGGAGCGCAGACAUCCACAUCGUGCUGCACCAGAACAGGAAGGUCAUGACGAUGCUGAACAAACUCAUGAAGCUUCUCGGCGGCCAGGGAGACGUGACGUGCUAG